CAGGGACAGCUGCGAGCUAAGGCGGACAAGGGCCAACAUGGAUGUCCCUAGGAACGAGCGGCACCCGGCCACCGAUGAACCAAAGUCGGCCGCCAUCUUGAUCAAACCACCGCCACCAGCAGGGCAUGAUCCACGACAGGCGUCCAAGUCCGCGGCCUUAAAGCCUUUCAUUCCCUUCCGUCCAAAGCCGAAGGUUCCAGUUUCCCCUGUUGAUGACGUGGGUUUCUUUGGAACCGUGUUCGCGUCCUUCCUCACCCGCCUGGUCUGGAAGGCCUUCAGGGGUAAACUGACCUCCAGUGACCUCGGCAAGGGCUCUCCGCACGACAGUAUAGACAAGAACGCAAACAGGUUGUACAGAAUUUGGACGGAGGAGGUCACCAAAAAAGGACAGAAGGACGCUUCUAUGCCGAGCGUCUUCUGGCGGUUUCUCCGCACCCGACUGGCUGUAUCCAUGGCCACCGGUGUCCUGUAUUUCGCGACGUACUUUGUCAUAUCGACCUUCUUUGUCCAAUGGAUCCUACAAUACACGGCAGCAUCGGACCCUCCUCUAUGGCGGGGCAUCGCGCUAGUCGUGGGCAUGUUCGUGCUAGAGGUGAUCCGCACGCUCGCAUUCGGAUGUACACAGGUGGUGGGGGACCGUGCCGGCGCGAGGGUCGUAGCUGCUGUCAUCGGCAUGGGCUACCACAAGAUCAUGCGUCUGCAGAGCCUGAAGGGUAAAACUGUCGGCGAGCUUGUGAACUUGUUGGCUACGGACUCCUUCCGCGUCGGGGAGUUGACGAAGGACGCGGGCUUCCUGCUGCUCUUCCCGCUGAUGAUAUUUCCCCUGAUCGGGUACUCUGUGCACGUCAUGGGCCCCUGGGCACUGCUGGGCAUCGGCGUCACCAGUCUCCUACUGCCUAUAGAGAUGCUUCUGGGAGUGAAGAUUAUGAAUCUGAGAGAGAGAUGUGUGAAGAUCGCUGACGAGCGAGUGCGCAUGACAAGUGAGAUGCUGAACAGCGCCAAACUUAUCAAGAUGUACGCCUGGGAGAAACCAUUCAUCGCUAGGGUGGAGGAGCUGAGGGCCCGAGAGACAAAACUGCUGCAGUUCUCGGGGUUUCUCCAGUCAGUGAUGAUCGCCAUGUUGACAACAGUCGUGCCGAUCGCCAGUGUCGUCACCUUUAGUGCACACGUCAUGACCGGAAAUGAGCUCACAGCUUCGCAGGCCUUUACGAUGGUGUCCUGCUUCCAUGUGCUGGCCCUCCUGCUCCUGCUCACUCCCGAACUCAUCCGGAACCUAGCGGAAUGCGCCAUCUCUGCAAAGCGACUCAAGGGGACGCUACUGGGGGUUUGCGGGAGUGUUGGGGCGGGGAAAAGCUCCCUCAUCGCCGCCAUUCUGAGGGAGAUGCGGGCGGUGCAGGGAGGCGUGGCCGUGGACGGGGAUAUCGCCUAUGUGGCCCAGCAGGCCUGGAUACAGAACGCCACCGUUAGGGACAACAUUCUGCUGGGAAAACCCUUCGAUGCCAACAGAUAUGAGAUGACAGUCCAAGCCUGCUGCCUCAAACAGGAUUUUGAGCAGCUUCCCGGGGGAGACAUGACAGAGAUCGGUGAGCGGGGAAUCAACCUGAGUGGUGGUCAGAAGCAGCGUAUCAGUCUCGCGCGUGCGCUGUACGCGGAUAGGGACAUCUAUCUGCUGGACGACCCUCUGAGCGCGGUGGACGCUCAUGUCGGUGAGCACAUCUUCAGACACUACAUCAAGGAAACACUGCGAAGCAAGACGGUUAUACUGGUCACCCACCAACUACAGUACCUGAGUGAGUGUGAUGAGGUGGUGUUGCUGAAAGACGGGCGGGUGGCAGGGCAGGGUCCUCACCGCCGGCUGGUGACCAUGAACGCGGAGUACGCCGAAAUGAUCCGGAGUUACCUGGAUGAAGACAGGACAGACGGCGAGGACGGAGCGAAAAGUUCCAACCCAGUCCCCACAUCACCAAGUUUCCUAGAUGUACCCGGCCCCUGCCUGGACCUGCACCAAACCCCGAUGAGCCGGAAGGACAAAUCGCGUUGGUCUAUCAGAUCACUAGACGCCCCCAAACGCCGCCCGGGGGCCGACCGUUUAACAGCGACACCUGGCGGCGGGCAGAAGUAUUCCAUCCACGCCACCCCUCGUCUCGUUCGCCGCAGGUUAAACAGCAAAGAAAAGCCCGUGUUUCCACCACUUCCGAUACAACGAACAAACAGCAUCCGCAGUCGCCAACCAUUCAUUCAACACUCAUUCACAUCCAGCACGGCAGGCAUGUUUUUAGAACAGCAGGGUUUGGACAUCGAGGAACAAAACGAGCAAGAAAAGGCGUUAAAAGCAGGAAACCUUACUCAACAAGAGGAGAUGGAAGCUGGAAAAGUGAAGUUCGAAAACUACUCGACUUACAUGAAAGCAAGCGGUAUCUUCAGCACCGCAGCUGUGUUACUCAUAUUUACCCUCAACGCUGCCACCAUCGUCUUCAGCAACUUCUGGCUCAGCACUUGGAUCGAACAGGGCGACGGGACCCAGGGCAGCUUGAAUGGAGGAAACAGUACCAGUAGUGGCAGUCUGGCGGAUAACCCGGACCUGGAGUACUAUGUCUCGGUGUUCGGUGGGACAGCCGUACUGAUGCUGAUGAUGGUCAUCCUCAAGUCAUGGCUCUUCAGUAAGGCGACUCUUGCUGCCUCCUACCAUUUAUACAGAAAGGUUUUCAAGUCUGUCUUCAGUAGUCCCAUGAGCUUUUUUGACACGACCCCGACGGGUAGAAUCCUCAAUCGCUUCUCCAGAGACACUGACAACGUUGACGUGCAGCUUCCCCUGGUUGUCAACAUCCUGAUGACCGACUUGUGGAACGCUGUCGCGGCGUUCGUCGCCAUCGCAAUUGUCAUGCCGUUCUUCCUGGUAGCUGUUGUCGUGCUGUUUGUCAUCUUUUACGCCCUGUACUGCCUCUUCCAGGCCAUCAUUAGAGAACUCAGAAGGUUGGAGAACACCCUUAGGACGCCGUGGCUGUGUCACGUGACCGAGACCCUGAAUGGUCUCACUACGAUCCACGCCUUUAAAAUGGACGAAGCUUUUGUUAAGAAGUUCAACGGUUUGAUGGAUAAUUACAUCAACAUCUUCUAUCUGGCGGAGAUGGGCGGACACUGGGUAGCAUCUCGUGUGGAGAUGAUCGCCCUCGCCCUCACUGUCCUCAUGACACUGACGGUGGUGCUUCUUCACGGGAGCAUCCCAGCCACACAGGCCGGCCUGGCCAUCACCUAUGCCUUACAGGUGUCUGGAAUGAUGCAGUUUAUGAUGACGGAUGCCGCCGAUGCACAGGCGACAUUCACCUCCGUGGAACGUCUGAGAUACUACAUCACGAACCUUACGGCUGAGGCCCCGGAUGUUAUCGAAGACCGAGACCCUGAAGCAUCUUGGCCGAGUCAGGGCGAAAUUCAGCUGCACAAUCUGAGCAUGCGCUACAGGGAGAACCUCCCUCUCGUCCUCAAAAGCAUUUCCUGCAACAUCCGGUCACGUGAGAAGAUUGGCAUUGUGGGACGAACUGGAUCAGGAAAAUCGUCCCUCGGUGUAGCGAUCUUCCGAUUGGUCGAGCCUGCGGAAGGCACCAUCUACAUCGACGGGGUUGACGUGAGUAAGAUCGGGCUGAGCGCGCUACGCAGUAAGCUGUCAAUCAUCCCACAGGACCCUGUACUGUUCGUCGGCACCGUCAGGUACAACCUGGACCCGUUCAACCAGUACAGUGAUGACCAGAUGUGGAGAGCACUGGAACGUGUGUACAUGGAUGGCGCCAUCCGAGCUCUUGAUUCAAACCUGGACUCAGUUGUGGUGGAAAAUGGUGAGAAUUUCUCUGUCGGUGAGAGACAGCUGCUGUGUAUGGCCAGGGCCCUACUGCGGAACUGUAAGAUCCUAAUUCUAGACGAGGCGACUGCGGCUAUCGACUCGGAGACGGACAGUCUGAUCCAGACCACGAUCCACGAGGCGUUUGCAGACUGCACCAUGCUGACCAUCGCGCACAGGCUCAACACCGUCAUGACGUCACACAGGGUCAUGGUCAUGGAGGACGGACAGUUGUCGGAAUUCGACACCCCUCGUGCUCUUUUGACCAAUGAGAGCUCACGAUUUGCUGCCAUGGUGAAGGCUGCUGGGAUUGACGUCACCAAGUAUAUCACCAUGGAGAUGGGUGACGUGUCUGAGAAGAACAGUCAGCAGACGUCUGAGGGCGAGGUUUAG
Molecule: messenger RNA, 4225 nt
Organism: Branchiostoma belcheri (Belcher's lancelet)
Lineage: Eukaryota; Metazoa; Chordata; Leptocardii; Amphioxiformes; Branchiostomatidae
Product: multidrug resistance-associated protein 5-like
Exons: 30
Coding region: 38-4225 (1395 amino acids)
Biological process (GO): transmembrane transport
Cellular component (GO): membrane
Molecular function (GO): ATP binding; ABC-type transporter activity; ATP hydrolysis activity
Source: RefSeq, a predicted model, not a curated record